AUGGGAGAGGAUGCAACUGAACCCACAAUAGUUGAGAAACUGAUCGAGGUCAAGAUUGGAGAGAAGCACAAAACAACGUUCGUAUGGGCAGAUCUUCCUGCACAAGAACGUGAUGGUUUGAUUACAUUGCUGAGGGAAAACGCCGACGUUUUCGCAUGGAGUUUUGCUGAUAUGCCUAGGAUAGAUCCGAAUGUAGCCUUCCAUGGGCUAAAUAUCGAUGACAAGUUCCAUCCAGUUCAUCAUAAAAUCAGAAAUAUGGCGCAAAUAAAAAAAGAUGGUGUUACCGCAGAAGUCAGAAAGCUUUUGGAAGCAGGCUUUAUUCGACUAGUGCAGUAUCCACGCUGGCUGUCAAAUGUCGUACCCGUUCCAAAGAAGAAUGGGUAUAACCAAAUACCUUUAUUCGAGGAAGAUCAAGAUCAUACUGCGUUUGUGACUGACAGAGGAGUUUAUUGCUAUACCGUAAUGCCGUUCGGGUUAAAGAACGCAGGGGCGACCUACCAGCAUUUGGUAGACCAUAUUUUCAAGGAUCUGAUUGGGAAGUCGAUGGAAGUGUAUAUCGAUGAUAUGGUAGUGAAAUCUGAGCAAAAAGAGUCGCAUUUACUUGAUCUGCAUAAGACGUUCGAUAUCUUGAGGCAAUAUUGUAUGAAGCUCAAUCCAGCAAAAUGUUCAUUCGGGCUGUCAUCGGGAAAAUUCCUUGGAUACUUGAUGACGCACAAAGGAAUCGAGGCGAAUCUGGAACAAAUCAGAGCCAUCAGAGAGAUGUCAUCCCCAAGAACGAAGAAGGAGGUCCAGAAGCUAGCAGGACGAUUAGUAGCUUUAAAUCGUUUCAUUUCAAGCUCAUCGAAUCGAUUCAAACCAUUCUUUCAUGUUUUGAAGAAAGCGGUGAAUUUUUGUUGGACGGAUGAGUGCGAGAAAGCUUUCAAUGAGAUCAAACAGUAUUUGUCAACCCCCCCUCCCCCAGUUUUGGUGAGUCCAAAAACUGGACAACCCAUAGGAGUUUAUCUGGCUGCAACGGAGAACACUAUAAGUGCAUUGUUGUUUGUUAUGGAUCCACAUGAAAAGCCUGUUUACUUCGUCAAGAAGGGACACGCACUGGAUGCACUGCUAGCAGAUUUUCCUGUGGACGACAUAAAAACGGUUGUUGGAGAAGAAGAGGAGUUGUUCAAACCCAUAGAGUCAGCCACUGAUCAGACUGGGGGUGAGUCCUCAAUGGAGGUCGAUACACCUGAACCGUUAUGGACCGUAUUUACUGAUGGUUUAUCAAAUGUUGGUGGAGCUGGAGUUGGAUGUGUCAUCCUUACUCCCGAAGGUUCGAGGAUCGAGAAAGCAACCAGAUUGGGUUUUCAAGCAUCAAACAAUGAAGCUGAAUAUGAAGCUGCAAUUAUUGGUUUAAAGGCUGUCAAACAGUUAGAUGCGACGAACGUGAAUCUGGUAACUGAUUCCAUGCUAGUAGUUAACCAGUUUCUGGGGACUUACUGA
Messenger RNA from Papaver somniferum (opium poppy), 1479 nucleotides. RefSeq lists its product as uncharacterized. Lineage: Eukaryota; Viridiplantae; Streptophyta; Magnoliopsida; Ranunculales; Papaveraceae. Gene Ontology annotation, molecular function: nucleic acid binding; RNA-DNA hybrid ribonuclease activity. The transcript is spliced from 3 exons. Bases 1 to 1479 code for a protein of 492 amino acids. The record is from RefSeq and is a predicted model, not a curated record.